AUGGCAUGGGCACGGCAGUGUGGGCAUCAUCUGGAGCGGGAAUCAUCUGGAGCGGGAAUCAUCUGGAGCGGGAAUCAUCUGGAGCGGGAAUCAUCUGGUGCGGGCAUCAUCUGGUGCGGGCAUCAUCUGGUGCGGGCAUCAUCUGGUGCGGGCAUCAUCUGGUGCGGGCAUCAUCUGGUGCGGGCAUCAUCUGGUGCGGGCAUCAUCUGGUGCGGGCAUCAUCUGGUGCGGGCAUCAUCUGGUGCGGGCAUCAUCUGGUGCGGGCAUCAUCUGGUGCGAGCAUCAUCUGGUGCGGGCAUCAUCUGGUGCGGGCAUCAUCUGGUGCGGGCAUCAUCUGGUGCGAGCAUCAUCUGGUGCGGGCAUCAUCUGGUGCGGGCAUCAUCUGGUGCGGGCAUCAUCUGGUGCGGGCAUCAUCUGGUGCGGGCAUCAUCUGGUGCGAGCAUCAUCUGGUGCGGGCAUCAUCUGGUGCGGGCAUCAUCUGGUGCGAGCAUCAUCUGGUGCGGGCAUCAUCUGGUGCGGGCAUCAUCUGGUGCGAGCAUCAUCUGGUGCGGGCAUCAUCUGGUGCGGGCAUCAUCUGGUGCGGGCAUCAUCUGGUGCGGGCAUCAUCUGGUGCGGGCAUCAUCUGGUGCGGGCAUCAUCUGGUGCGGGCAUCAUCUGGUGCGGGCAUCAUCUGGUGCGGGCAUCAUCUG
Molecule: messenger RNA, 689 nt
Organism: Closterium sp. Naga37s-1
Lineage: Eukaryota; Viridiplantae; Streptophyta; Zygnematophyceae; Desmidiales; Closteriaceae
Source: the annotation of a GenBank genome assembly